CUUCCACUCUGUUCUGCACCGGCAUUCUUUUGCUAAUAAGGUGCUUGUUUUUGAUCCUUUGCGAUUUGAUUUGUUGUUGCUCGGAUCCUUUCGUAACCCGAAAGAGAAACCCGGUUGCCAUACAUGAACACCCAAGACUGUUCUCAAGGUUUUUGCAGCUUGUAUUGUCCUCAAUGGUGCUAUAUCAACUUCCCUCCUCCGGCUCCGGUAGAGUUUCCCGAUGAUGAUUCGGGCCGUAACUUCUCUCCCCUCAUGAUCGCAGUCAUCGGCGUUCUAGCCUGUGCUUUUCUGCUGGUGAGUUACAAUCUGAUACUGUAUAAAUACUGUGGGAAGAACGUGGACUCGAGUCGCAGAAGAGAGAAUCGCGGCGGCGGCGGUGAUGUGGUGGACGAAGAUCACGACCCGUCUACAUAUCAGCCGUGGCAGGCUUCGACCGCCGGUUUGGACGAGGCUGUCAUCAACUCCAUUACGGUUUGCAAAUACAGAAAGGGUGACGGCUUGGUCGAAGGAACGGAUUGUUCUGUUUGCCUCGGUGAGUUUUUAGAAGAUGACAGUUUAAGGCUGUUGCCUAAAUGCAGCCAUGCUUUCCAUGUCCAUUGCAUCGAUGCAUGGCUUAAUUCUCAUUCUAAUUGCCCUUUGUGUCGCGCUAAUAUAAUCUCCGUUAGCGCUUCACCGCUUCCGUUGCCGCCUCCGCUUACCGAAACCCCUUCCGACGACAUAGCCACUGCCGACGAUAUAGGCAACGCUCAAGGGAGGAUCACCAUGAUCGAGAUUAGAGAAGAAGGUGAUCAACAACAGAUUAGAAGAUCAGUUUCCAUGAACCAUUUAUGUCAACCCCAAGUUUCGGUCGCCGAAAUUUUGCUCACGGAUCAAGAGGAAGAGAGCCGGUUGCCACCCGGUAUCGCCGGAUCAUCGUCAAAGCAAUCCACAGCAGCCGGUAAGUCUAGCAAUAAAAUGAGGGUCUUUGAUUGUGCAAUGAACCCUGUUGCAAUGAAGAGAUCAUUUUCGAGUGGUAGGCUCUUUCUUGCUAGACAAGCAAGAGUAAGAUCCCCUUCUUUUCCUCUGUAAAAGUAAACCCUACUGCCAUAAUUUUGUAAGCCUAAGUGCAAUCUUCAUAUGAAAU
Hibiscus syriacus is the source of this 1123-nucleotide messenger RNA. RefSeq names its product E3 ubiquitin-protein ligase Os04g0590900-like. Gene Ontology annotation, biological process: protein ubiquitination. The record is from RefSeq and is a predicted model, not a curated record. Lineage: Eukaryota; Viridiplantae; Streptophyta; Magnoliopsida; Malvales; Malvaceae. The transcript has a single exon. Gene Ontology annotation, molecular function: transferase activity. Bases 124 to 1068 code for a protein of 314 amino acids.